Molecule: messenger RNA, 1149 nt
Organism: Periconia digitata
Lineage: Eukaryota; Fungi; Ascomycota; Dothideomycetes; Pleosporales; Periconiaceae
Source: the annotation of a GenBank genome assembly
CCAACCAAGAUGAAGCCACCAAUUAUACGGGUCGACGACUGGGAGGAGUUGCCAGCGCUCGCCACGCUCUAUGUGUGUGGUGAUAACGUCUUGGAUGUGGACGAGGUGUUCUUAACCUGCAAAAACCUGCUCUCCCACCCAGGAAGUGGACAGAUACUGGUUUUCGACGAUGCGGACACCCAAUUACUUUCGGUGAGGGAAUGCAAACCAGAAUUCUUGAAGUUACUUUUCACGUGCUUCGCCAACAUUGUCGACUAUUUCGCCGACUUCGCACACUCCGACAGCCUAGUGAUGCAGAGCAUCUGGUACGAUAUGCUCGACGAUCUCCAGACCGUGGCGGAGAGGCUGCCGCACAUGUUCUGGGAGCCCAAUGUCCCCAGCUGCGAGCAUUCCAAAGAGUUUGCCAUGGAGUACCUGGGCAUUUUGAAGCUCAUCAAUGACGUGAUCUCGCCUCCUGUAAACCCUGGCGCGGAAAAAGCGGUGCAUCACAACAAGGAGCACAUCGAGCGUACGAAUGUGAGGUUGGGCAGUUUCAAGGCGGGCCUGAAGCCGUGGGGACAGUUCUUACACCUUAAAUCGCCCGGAUUCGGCGUCCCGUAUGGUUCUCAGAUCUCUGAUAAGAGUGCGCGAAUGGGGGUGGAGUUCAAGGAAGAGCGACCGGAGCAGACUAUACCAAUGGGUGGGCUGGCUAUCGUCGACAGGCACACGGAACGUGGCAGACGUUUGGUUACCGAAGUAUUCAGAGGUGACACAGAAGUCGACGCGCGGCGCUCUGAAGAAAAUAUGAUACGCGAAUACGAUGCUCAUGCUGUGGAUCUCUCGGAGAACUUCAUCACAUACAAAACCCUUGAUGGUCGCCAAAUGACAGCGGAAAAGAUGCACCCUCUCUCUGGCGAGCGCACAGGGCCACGCAGAUAUUCAGGCUUGGGCGACCCGGCCACCAUAGUGAAAAAGCCUGAUUUCAACCUCCUCGACGAACACAUUGGUUCCCUCAGAGGUGACGAUGCGUACGAACAUCCUGACGGCAAUGAACAGCGUCAAUUCCACAUGCUCAGUAUCCGCACUAUGCCUAAUGCCGCCCCGGCUGAUGAUUCGGUCAUGAAGGAGUCGGACUAUACGGAGCCGUUCGAUGUGUGGCCAGAAUCCUGA